AUGUCAUUCUCAUCUGGCUGUGGUGUGUGCGGUAAGACAGAUGGACUUCGCUGCUCUGGCUGCAAAGUGAUGAUGUACUGCGGCGUCGAACAUCAGACUGCUCACCGCCAGGAACACAAGUCGGCUUGCAGUGCUAUCAGAAGAUCUCGCGUUGCUAUGGAGAAGGAAGAACAGGCCUUACGGGCUCAGCCAGAUGAUAUCUUCGCCCAUGGUGUUGGAAAAUUCUGGAUGAUCUUUGAGACACGCCCUUACAUGCGAGCCCGCGCUGCCCUAUCUGAUGCGAUGACCGUUGUCAAAAGUUAUGAAUCACUUCAAGCACAGCUCGACAUCCUGCUGGAAAAUUUGCGGCUCUGUCGAGGUGACAACAUGGGCUCGCGAGACGUCAUCCCUGGUCUGAUGAUUUGUCUCCAACAGGAUCAGGAGUGCUAUGAUUUCUUGAAGUAG
Molecule: messenger RNA, 444 nt
Organism: Penicillium coprophilum
Lineage: Eukaryota; Fungi; Ascomycota; Eurotiomycetes; Eurotiales; Aspergillaceae
Product: zinc finger MYND domain-containing protein
Exons: 1
Coding region: 1-444 (147 amino acids)
Source: RefSeq, a predicted model, not a curated record